GCACGCAAGAAUGGCGGCGUUCAAAUACAAGUGUUGUGUUGGUGAUUGUGAUGCAACAAGCUCCAAUUAUAGACUUUUUUGCAUGCCCUUAAAUGUUAAUUUAAGGAAACUAUGGCUAUCGCUAUUGGUUCCGACAAACCCUAAUUUACUCGGACUAACCGAGAACCAGCUGUUAAAAAAACGUGUCUGUGAAAGACAUUUUGACGAGACUCAAUUCGAUAAAUCUGGCGUUAGAACCCGCUAUUCAUAUCCAUGUCUUUUUACGGAAAUGGAAAUUGCUCAUGGCAUACCUCUUGCUAAGGGUUGGAAUUUUAUGGAUGACCAUAGUUACUGUCAGGGCUAUGAACAAGAAUCUGAUAAUUCAAUUGGUGAACCAAUUACAAUGACAGGUAAUAUUUUCGACAUGCAUAGGUAUUCACUCCCAUCAACCAGCUAUUCAAAAGAAGUUAUAGCACAACAUCAGGAAAUAGGAAAGUCACUAUGUUUUAAUAAGGAAAUUCGCAAUUAUGUUAAAAAAUGUAAAAAAAUUGCUGUAGAUAAUCAGAAGAAGACAAAUAGUCAGAUUCUACAAAGUGCACAAAAACAAACUGAAAAUCAUUUCAUUCUUGUUAUUGCAAUUAAAACUUGCAACUAA
Molecule: messenger RNA, 634 nt
Organism: Melitaea cinxia (Glanville fritillary)
Lineage: Eukaryota; Metazoa; Arthropoda; Insecta; Lepidoptera; Nymphalidae
Exons: 5
Coding region: 11-634 (207 amino acids)
Source: RefSeq, a predicted model, not a curated record